AUGACGGCACCCCGCAUGAAACAAUUAAACGAAGAAGGUAGUCUUUCGUCUUCCUUCAACAACAAGCAGCAAAAAAUUGCGGCCAAGACCAUAAGCAAGGACGACCUUAAUACCCUAUCAAUGACACCACCUCUUUGGCCUGGUUUUGAUUUAUUGAAAAUCAACAAGUAUAAAAAUAUGAUAUUCACUGUGGUCAAACGUAGUGAAAUCACAACAAACGCAUACUCUGUUAAUGAAAGUACUAUAUAUGGUGGACGGCGAGCGCAUAUGGUAUGUUUCCCAUUCAAUGAAUUUGCACGCGCUCUUCCAUAUGUCAUCAUUGGAAUACAGUGCAAAGUAAAUCUUGCAGUUGUAACUCGAACUAUUCGGUACUGGUUGAACAUUUUGGAUCGUGCCAAGAUAUUGCCCUAUUGUUUUUUAAGAAGGGAGGUUCGUCAUUCUGCAUUUGACAAAGCGGACGGCAAUCCAUUUUACACACAUCCUUGUCGUUGUGGGCGAAGCAUUUUGAAAUUACGCGGCGAUUUUAUUGCGAAGCACACUGAUAGCACAUCGAUUGGCCCUAUAGUUGUUUGGGUUUAUCUUUCAAAAGAAGAACAUAAUGCUCUGGAUGUUUUCUCUGUAGGGAAAGACACGAUUAACAAUUUGAAACGACGUGGUGUUAUAGUCAGCCAGUUCACAAAAAUCCUCCAGUACGAAAAAAAUUGCUUGGAACAAUUCGAACGUCAGCAUCUCUAA
This is a messenger RNA of Mycotypha africana, 735 nucleotides long. RefSeq lists its product as uncharacterized. Bases 1 to 735 code for a protein of 244 amino acids. Lineage: Eukaryota; Fungi; Mucoromycota; Mucoromycetes; Mucorales; Mycotyphaceae. The transcript has 4 exons. The record is from RefSeq and is a predicted model, not a curated record.